AUGUUUAUGAGAUCUAUUUGCAGAGCUUUUACUACUCGUCCUUUUAAGGUCCUUGGGGUUCAACAAGUCGCUCUUGGACACUUAGAUAAAAACGUUCUUACCAAUUUUUGGAGCAACCAGCUUGGAAUUCCAAAAAUCGGUAAUUUCCAAAGUGAGACAGAGAACGUCAAUGAAGACAUUUUAAGAAUUGGAGAAGGAGAUAACGCUGUAGAAAUCGAUUUAAUGCAGCCUAUCGAUCCAGAAAAGAAUCCUAAAGUUCAUAAGAUUGCCUUGAAUCACUUUGGAUUGUGGAUUGACGAUUUAAGAGCUUGUGUCGAUUAUUUAGUAGCUAAUGGAGUCCAAAUGACACCUGGAGGAAUCAGAAGAGGUGCAGCAGGGUUUGAUGUGGCGUUUGUUCAUCCUAAAUCUACAGGAGGAAUUCUUCUUGAGCUGGUUCAGCACCCUAAUCCACCUAGAAAAUAA
This is a messenger RNA of Blepharisma stoltei, 462 nucleotides long. Lineage: Eukaryota; Ciliophora; Heterotrichea; Heterotrichida; Blepharismidae. The record is from the annotation of a GenBank genome assembly.